Molecule: messenger RNA, 3441 nt
Organism: Micropterus salmoides (largemouth bass)
Lineage: Eukaryota; Metazoa; Chordata; Actinopteri; Centrarchiformes; Centrarchidae
Gene: appl1
Product: adaptor protein, phosphotyrosine interaction, PH domain and leucine zipper containing 1
Biological process (GO): signaling
Cellular component (GO): cytoplasm; endosome membrane
Molecular function (GO): protein binding
Source: RefSeq, a predicted model, not a curated record
UAAGACGGGGCUGGUUUCAUCAUCCUGGGAGCGUCAGUACUUCUUCACGCAGGGCGGUAAUCUGAUGCAGCAGGGCCGAGGAGAGGUGGCGGGCGGGCUCGUCACAGACCUUGACAACUGUUCUGUCAUGGCGGUUGACUGUGACGACCGCCGCUUCUGCUUCCAGGUCACUUCCUUCGAUGGCAAGAAAGUGGUGACGCUGCAGUCGGAGAGCAGGAAGGACUGCGAGGAGUGGAUCGCCACCAUCAACAACAUCUCCAAAAGGAUCUACCUGAGUGAGAACGCAGAGGAGUUGGCAGCCAGAGUGAACCAAUCCGCUCUUGAAGCCGUGACGCCGUCACCGUCCUUCCAGCAGAGGCAUGAGAGCAUGAGACCCAGCAGUAAAGGGCGUGUGGGCCGAGCAAGCAGUAUUAGCUCUGUGGGCUCGGAGCCUUCGCCAGCCCUGUCCGUGCUCUCUUUGGAUGCACUGGUUGCCCCGGAUACACCCAUCCAGUUUGACAUUAUUUCCCCGGUCAGCGAGGAGAACUCGGGACAGAACAAGACGGCAGCACAGUCCGGCAGAAGAAGUAAUCCAUUUGGAGAGUCAGGAGACAGCACAUCAGAAGACAGCGAAGACUCUAUCCUCCACCAGCUCUUCAUCGUUCGCUUCCUGGGCUCCAUGGAGGUGAAGACGGCGGAAUCAGCAGACGUCAUCUCUGAGACCAUGAGGCAGAUCAUGGCAGCCAGAGCCAUCCACAACAUCUUCAGGAUGACAGAAUCACAUCUGCUGGUCACCUGUGACUGCCUCAAGCUCAUUGAUCCUCAGACACAAGUCACUCGACUCAGGUUCCCUCUCUCCAGUGUGGUUCAGUGUUUGUCCCAUCAGGACAACAAGAGGCUGUUUGGUUUCGUUCUGCAGUCAGCAGGCGGGCGGGGUGACAGCCGAGCCGUCUGCUACAUCUUCGAGUCCAACAACGAAGGAGAGAAGAUCUGUGAUAGCAUCGGUCUGGCCAAGCAGAUAGCCUUCCACUCUGAUAUGGACCGUAAGGCAGUGGAGAAGAGGAAGGAGCAGGACAAGGCCAAAGAGAAACAGCAGGAAGAACUCAGCAAACAGAGACAGAUAGAGAAGGAUCUGGAGGAGCAGAGCCGUUUGAUCGCCGCUUCGAGUCGCCCCGCUAACCCGCCAACAUCUGACGGACAAUUCUUAGUGCUUAGCAACAGCCAAUCAGAGGACAGCGAUGCCGGGGAGGAGGGGAAGAAGAAGGGCGAGUCUGAAGCCUAACAAAGAUAGCGAGGGACGCAUGUUUUACCACCCAGGCAAGUCUCAGCUGGUACUGUCAAAACAACAGCUCAGGAAUCAGAGGAGGGGAACAACACCCGCCCGCCCGGGCUGCCUGGACACAAAGAACAUGUGCUCUCUCUCUGCUGGACUCUGUAGUUUGUGGUGGAGCUUGUCACUCUGAAAACGGAGAAUAAACUAAACGCACCCUCGCUGUAAGAAGGAGGGCAGUAGGCAUGGAAACGUCUCGUCAUGGACUUGGGUUUUAUUCUGUGUGUAAAAAUGCUGCUUUUUAUACCGGCUCCACAAAUAUAGAUUAACCUGUAAGUUUCUGUUUUUUAUGUUUAUUUUAUAAAAAAAAUAGAUAACAGCAGUGACAGAGGAUUUAAAGAGACAGAUGUGCGGAAUAAUAAAUCAGGAUCUGAAGGAGACGUUGGGAGAAAACAUGCAAGUCAGAUUUAGACGGUAUCGGUGUUGGCUGUUGCUCAACUACUCUUUGGCAGGAGAUGAAGGUUUCCCUCCACCAGGAGGUCCCAAAGGGCAGUAAGACACCUCAGUAUUGUUGGUUAAAGGUGUGAGAUACAAAAAGAGAAGAUGAAAGAGAGAGAGCAUGGAGUCUUAUUUUGAAGAGUCCUUCCUGUUGUGACAUGUUCAUCGCCAUGUUUCAAAGCAUCCUGCAGUGUCGUGGAUAUUUUUUAGUUCUUCCCUUCCUUCCGGGCAGUCACUGUUUUUCAUUAAUUUCACCGCAGAAUGAAAAAUAACUUGCAAAAUCUUGAAACUUCAUCAUUACAGUAGAGCUUCAACGAUUGGUCCAUUAAUCAAAAAAUGAAUACUUUGUUCAUCAUUUAAGAUAGUUUCAAGCAGAAAUGUUGAAGCUUUAAUGGUUCCAGCUUCUCAAAUGUGAGAAUUUGUGCUGGACGUUUUUGUUUGUUUGUUUUUUUUAUAUUUUUCAGAUGUUCUAUAGACCAUUCGAUGAAUCCCCAAAAAUGACUAAAUCAAUAAUACAAAUUAUUGUUAGUAGCAGUCCUACGUCAUAGUCAUCAGGACUACUUUUAAAACAGCUGGACUGAUGGGAAAAGUCUUGCGUUGCCACAUUACAACAACAGCCGUGUCUCUGUUUUGUUUUGUGUAUUUCAAAACUCAAGUCAAGUCUCUGCGAGCUGAUUUUUUUCAGAUUAACUGAAGGCAGCUGCUUGGAAAGUGAAGAGAAACAUAUGUAGAGGUCUACAACAUCGUCCAGUCUGCAUGGAUUUGGUGAUUGCUGUAUUUGCUGAGGUAACUGUAGAAACAGAAAACAUCAUUAGCUCUGCUCUGUCCAGCACUGUCCCAUUUACCAUGUUGUCAGGGCUGGAGCCAGCAUGUCCACCACAGGACACCCUGAAGGUAGAAGGAAAAUCUUAAACCUUUUUUUAAUUUUAAAGAUUUUUAUUCAAAAAGCUGCAAGUCAUGCCUCUUACAAAAUUAAUAUUUGCAUGGAAGUAGUGCUCAUUAAUGAGAAUCAUGUACCGUUUGCCUCUGACUAACGAUUUUAGAGAUGAGAGUUCUCCAUUUUGAAAACUGAAAGAAAAAAUUUUUAGCUCAACGUUUGCCUUUUCUUAUGAGCUGUAACAUUUCAUUCAUCCAGUAAACCCUUUAAACAUGUUUAUGUAUGUAAGGACCAGGUUUCAUAAAAACAAAUCUUCUUUGCCAAAUGAGUCUUUCUCCUGACAUCGCCAUAUUUAUCUUUGCUUUCACAAGUGUUUUCCACUUGUUUUAUUAAUCAAUCUGCCUUUUAUUCACAGUGAUUCACAGUGAUUAUCUGUAGAAAAACAGCUGAAUAAGCUUCACUUCCAGCUUCAUAGAUAAUACAUUUACGGGAUAUUAUACGUCAGAGGUCACAGCCUUCUGACAAAAACAAACCUCCUCAGUCAGCUGUGGUGAAGUUAACAGGGUGAUGAAGUUUCUAAAAGUCUAAAUCAACAGUUACUGGUGAUGAUUUUAUUUUUAUGGUGUUUUUUUGAGGGGAGGAUGUUUUCUUUCUGUAACAAGGUGAAGGUGUUUGAUGGAGCUGCACUUUACUGACACAGGAAAACACGACAGGAUCGAUGAUGUUGAAAUCUAAAUAUGUUUCAGUGAUAAUUGUUUCAGUGUCAUGAAUUAUAAAAAGGAUUUUCAGUGAUAAAUAAAGCACUAACUCCACCCCC